AUGACCGAAAAAGCCUUCCUAGUGAUGGGGGCGCUUAUAGGCAUGGCCCUAGCAGCCCCUACUGACCCCUACGCGCCUACACACCAGCUCACCUACAAGCAGCCGGGUAUGCCACACAACUUCGCAUACAAUGUUAGGGACGACUACUCCGGCACCAACUUCGGCCACAGUGAGAACUCCGACGGCAACACCGUCCGUGGCUCCUACAAUGUCGACCUUCCCGACGGACGCAAGCAGACGGUGAACUACGAAGCUGACCAUGUUAAGGGGUAUAUUGCCGAUGUGCAGUACAAGGGGGAGGCCCAGUACCCUCACCAGUACGGUCCACCGGUAACCUUUAAACCCCAGGAAUCGUACCAGCCCCAGCCUCAACCAUCAUACCAGCCUCAGCCUGAGCCAUCAUACCAGCCCCAGCCUGAGCCAUCAUACCAGCCUCAGCCUCAGCCAUCAUACCAGCUUCAGCCUGAGCCAUCAUACCAACCCCAGCCUGAACCAUCAUACCAGCCCCAGACUGAACCAUCUUACCAGCCUCAGCCUCAGCCAUCAUACCAGUCCCAGCCUGAACCAUCAUACCAGCCCCAGCCCUCAUACCAACCCCAGCCUGACCCAUCAUACCAGCCCCAGCCUCAACCAUCAUACCCGCCCCAGCCUGAACCAUCAUACCAGGCCCAGCCUGAACCAUCAUACCAGCCCCAGACUGAACCAUCAUACCAGCCCCAGACUGAACCAUCUUACCAGCCCCAGCCUGAAUCAUCAUACCAGCCCCAGCCUGAAUCAUCAUACCAGCCCCAGCCUGAGUCAUCAUUCCAGCCCCAACCAUCAUACCAACCCCAGCCGCCAUACCAGCCCCAGCCUGAAUCAUCAUACCAGCCCCAGCCUGAGCCAUCAUUCCAGCCCCAGACUGCACCAUCUUACCAGCCCCAACCCUCGCAUCAACCCCAGCCUGAAUCAUACCAGCCCCAGCCUGAGCCAUCAUUCCAGCCCCAACCAUCAUACCAACCCCAGCCGUCAUAUCAGCCCCAGUCUGAAUCAUCAUACCAGCCCCAGCCUGAGCCAUCAUUCCAGCCCCAGACUGAACCAUCUUACCAGCCCCAACCCUCGUACCAACCCCAGCCUGAAUCAUCGUACCAGCCCCAGCCUGAGCCAUCAUUCCAGCCCCAGCCAUCAUCAUACCAACCCCAGCCGUCAUACCAGCCCCAGCCUGAACCAUCAUACCAGCCACAGCCUGUACCAUCAUACCAGUCUCAGCCUGAACCAUCAUACCAGCCUCAGCCCUCAUAUCAGCCUCUGCCCGAGCCAUCAAACCACCUUCAGCUUACAUAUCAACCUGAGUCUAAGGCAUCUAAUCUAGACGAGCUCUCAUACCAUCUUGACACUGAACCAGCGAACCAACCUGACACUGAACCAGCGAACCAACCUGACACUGAACCAGCGAACCAACCUGACACUGAACCAGCGAACCAACCUCACACUGAACCAGAGUAUAAAAUUGACACUGAACCAGAGUAUAAAACUGACACUGAACCAGAGUAUAAAACUGACACUGAACCAGAGUAUAAAACUGAUACUGAAACCAAGUACCAUCCUGACACUGCGCCCACAUACCAUUCUGACACUGCGCCAGAGCCCCAACAUGAGAGUGCCCCAUCAUCCCACCCUGACGCAGACUCCUCGUACCAAUCAGGUACAGAAUCCUCGUACCACCUUGACACAGUCAGUGACCCUCAAGACGACUGA
Molecule: messenger RNA, 1737 nt
Organism: Procambarus clarkii (red swamp crayfish)
Lineage: Eukaryota; Metazoa; Arthropoda; Malacostraca; Decapoda; Cambaridae
Product: proline-rich protein 2-like
Cellular component (GO): extracellular matrix
Source: RefSeq, a predicted model, not a curated record